AUGGACACGUAUAGGUCAUUUUUAGUAGACUUUUUAGCUGGCGGGAUAUCUGCAGCCGUUUCAAAAACUGCAGUCGCACCCUUAGAGAGGGUGAAGCUGUUGCUUCAAGUACAAGCUACUUCAAAGCAAAUACCUCCGGAACAACGGUACAAGGGUAUGAUGGAUGCAUUUGUACGUAUACCUAAAGAAACUGGUUUCCUCAGUUUCUGGAGAGGCAAUCUAGCGAAUGUAAUACGGUAUUUUCCAACUCAAGCAUUGAACUUUGCGUUCAAAGACAAAUUCAAAGCUUUAUUUUUGGAAGGUGUACCGAAAGAUGCAUUCUGGAAACAGUUUGCUGGAAGUUUAGCAUCUGGUGGAGCUGCUGGGGCAACAUCUCUGUUAUUUGUUUAUCCACUUGAUUUUGCUCGUACAAGAUUAGCCGCGGACAUUGGCAAAGCAGAUAAAAGAGAAUUCAAAGGUUUGGGUGAUUGUCUAGCAAAAGUUUACAAGACGGACGGCUUUACCGGUUUAUAUCGAGGCUUCAGUGUCAGCGUUCAAGGGAUCAUUAUUUACAGAGCAGCAUAUUUUGGUUUUUACGACACUUCUAAGGGCUUGCUCCCCGAUCCAAAGAACACUCCGUUGUACAUUACCUUUCUAAUUGCACAGGUAGUAACAACAGUGGCUGGAAUCAUUUCAUAUCCUUUCGAUACAGUUAGACGACGUAUGAUGAUGCAAUCAGGACUUAGUAAAAGCGAGAUGCUGUACAAAAAUACAUUGGAUUGCUGGGUAAAAACGGCGAAAACCGAAGGAGUCGGGGCUUUUUUCAAAGGUUCUCUUUCGAACAUUCUUAGAGGUACCGGCGGAGCAUUAGUUUUAACAUUGUAUGAUUCAAUUAAAUAUGCAAUCGACGAACAAUUAACCGGAAAAAAAUCGCAUCCGCCAAACUAGUUCUUUAACCUAAUUUAAAAUAUGAAAAUGAUUUAUAAAGUCAAAUUAA
This is a messenger RNA of Dufourea novaeangliae, 976 nucleotides long. Its product is annotated as ADP,ATP carrier protein-like. Gene Ontology annotation, biological process: mitochondrial ADP transmembrane transport; mitochondrial ATP transmembrane transport. The transcript is spliced from 4 exons. NCBI's taxonomy places the organism in Eukaryota, Metazoa, Arthropoda, Insecta, Hymenoptera, Halictidae. The coding region runs from base 1 to 927 and encodes 308 amino acids. Gene Ontology annotation, molecular function: ATP:ADP antiporter activity. The record is from RefSeq and is a predicted model, not a curated record. Gene Ontology annotation, cellular component: mitochondrial inner membrane.